This is a messenger RNA of Drosophila bipectinata, 2134 nucleotides long. RefSeq names its product tyrosyl-DNA phosphodiesterase glaikit (gene gkt). NCBI's taxonomy places the organism in Eukaryota, Metazoa, Arthropoda, Insecta, Diptera, Drosophilidae. Gene Ontology annotation, biological process: DNA repair. Gene Ontology annotation, molecular function: single-stranded DNA binding; double-stranded DNA binding; 3'-tyrosyl-DNA phosphodiesterase activity. The record is from RefSeq and is a predicted model, not a curated record. Gene Ontology annotation, cellular component: nucleus.
CGCGCUUUGUUUUUGUCGUAGCGUUUGCAAAAUUAAUUUUGUUGUUUACAAAUUUUCUUUGUUUUUUAAUUCUUAAAUUUAAAGAAGAUGAAGGAGUGUCCAUACGGCGAGAAGUGCUACAGAAAGAACCCAAUCCAUUUUGGGGAGUUUUCGCACGCGCAUUUGGAUGCGAUUUAUAAAAGUGGUAAUGGAGCUGGGGACUAUGACAUCCCCGCAAAAUACUCAAACGAGCUUAUACACACCCAGUUAAAGCUUUUGGAGAAGCUGUUUCCUAAGGAGGGAGCCAAAAGGGAGAAGGAACCGAAUCGUUCAGAACCAAAGCCGCCGGCAACGGCUGCUUCCUCCAGCUCCGGAUCCUUCAGUGGCGCCUCUUCCAGUUCUUCCGCCUCGUCAACUGCGACAACUACAAGUUCAUUUGGUGCCUCAUCCCAAGACAGCUCUCGUUUGGCCAAAAAACAAAAGCUAGCCAAAAACAUUAAGGACUACAUACCCGUUGUGAUAGAAAAAGGGGGAAUGGCCAAAAAACUGGAGCAGGCUGCUCCUUAUAACAUGUUCCUUACCGCCAUUACUGACUCGAAGCCCACUCACUCCGAACCUUUGAGUGUAACGCUGCAGGAAAUCCUUGAUGAGAGUCUAGGCGAGAUCGAGAGCAGUGUUCAGAUUAACUUUAUGGUGGACAUUGGCUGGCUUCUGGGUCAUUAUUACUUUGCGGGGAUUCUUGAUAAGCCCCUUCUAGUGCUGUACGGCGACGAAUCCCCGGAGCUUCUGAGCAUCGGCAAGUUCAAGCCGCAGGUUACGGCCAUAGGUGUCAAAAUGCCGACCCCCUUUGCCACCUCCCACACAAAAAUGAUGCUGCUGGCCUAUAGCGAUGGUUCCAUGCGGGUGGUAAUUUCUACAGCGAACCUGUACGAGGACGAUUGGCACAACCGCACGCAGGGUGUGUGGAUCAGCCCGAAACUGACCGCGUUACCUGAGGACGCGGAUACAGGGGCGGGCGAGAGUCAGACAGGCUUCAAGCAGGACCUGAUGCUCUACCUGGUGGAGUACAAAAUAAGCCAACUUCAGCCCUGGAUUGCGCGAAUUAGAAAGAGUGACUUCAGUGCCAUCAAUGUCUUCUUUGUGGGAUCCGUACCUGGGGGUCAUCGUGAAAGCACCGUACGAGGCCAUCCUUGGGGUCACGCCCGCCUGGGAGCCCUUCUGGCAAAGCACGCUGCUCCCAUCAACGAUCGCAUACCCGUCGUUUGCCAAAGUUCCAGCAUCGGGAGCCUGGGAGCCAACGUUCAGGCCUGGAUCCAGCAGGACUUCGUUAACAGCCUCAAAAAGGACUCCACGCCUUUGGGAGUACUGCGGCAGAUGCCGGCCUUCAAGAUGAUCUAUCCCAGUUUUGGAAACGUUUCGGGGAGUCACGACGGAAUGCUGGGCGGCGGCUGUCUGCCUUAUGGGAAAAACACUAAUGACAAGCAGCCGUGGCUGAAAGACUACCUGCAUCAGUGGAAGUCCAACGAUCGCUAUCGCUCACGAGCGAUGCCGCAUAUAAAAACCUAUACCCGCUACAACCUGGAGGAUCAGUCCGUGUACUGGUUUGUGUUGACCUCGGCCAACCUCUCGAAGGCAGCCUGGGGCUGCUUCAAUAAAAGCUCGAACAUUCAGCCCUGCCUGCGAAUCGCCAACUACGAGGCUGGUGUCCUCUUCCUGCCCAGAUUUGUGACGGGAGAGGAUACUUUUCCUUUGGGGAAUAAUAGAGAUGGCGUGCCAGCCUUUCCGCUGCCCUACGAUGUCCCUUUGACCCCAUACGCUCCCGAUGAUAAACCUUUUCUAAUGGAUUACCUUCAGGGUUGAGGUUCUUUAAAUUUUGUUAGCCACAUCAGCUUACAUUUUGUGUGUUUGUUAGAUUAAGUUAAAGUAUUUAUUUAUUUUUUCCAUUAUUAUGCUUACAAUUUUUUUGUUUAUAAAUCUGAUGCAUCGAAAUUCCAAAGCGGGCCUGAAAUGGUUUGGCAAAAAAGAUAAUCUCGUUAAGAUCGGGAAGUACAUCUUUGUUGAUUCUUAAUGUCCUUCAAGCAGAAAAGCUCAAUUUAAUGAUUGGCAUUUUGAGAAAAUUUUGUUCCCAAUUCUGGGCACCCUUGAAAGGACUUUA